This is a messenger RNA of Apodemus sylvaticus (European woodmouse), 1766 nucleotides long. RefSeq names its product TMF1 regulated nuclear protein 1 (gene Trnp1). The record is from RefSeq and is a predicted model, not a curated record. Lineage: Eukaryota; Metazoa; Chordata; Mammalia; Rodentia; Muridae. The coding region runs from base 91 to 768 and encodes 225 amino acids. Gene Ontology annotation, molecular function: DNA binding. Gene Ontology annotation, biological process: regulation of cell population proliferation. Gene Ontology annotation, cellular component: nucleus. The transcript is spliced from 3 exons.
UGUGGGCUCUGCUGCUGCCUCUCACUAGUCUCGUGCCCAGCAUCUCUCCUCCCCACGCACCGACAGCCCUGGGCCGCCGCGGGGCGGGGGAUGCCGGGCUGCCGGAUCAGCGCCUGCGGCCCAGGGGCCCAGGAAGGGACGGCAGAACCGGGGUCGCCCCCGCCGCCACCCCGGGAGCCUCUGCCGUCCCUCCAGCCCCCUUCCCCAUCGCCGACCUCGACUCCGACCCCCACUAAGUCACCGCCGUUACCCGAGGCGGCCGAGACACCCGUGGAAGGGCAGGAGCUACAGCGCUGGCGCCAGGGUGCUAGUGGGGGGUCUGGGGGCACGGGCCCGGCGGGGAUCGGGGGCACGGGCACGGCGGCAGGGGCAGGGGGCCGUGCGCUGGAGCUGGCCGAAGCGCGGCGGCGACUGCUAGAAGUGGAGGGCCGCCGGCGCCUGGUGUCGGAGCUGGAGAGCCGGGUGCUGCAGCUGCACCGAGUCUUCUUGGCUGCCGAGCUGCGCCUGGCGCAUCGCGCCGAGAGCCUGAGCCGCCUAAGCGGCGGCGUGGCCCAGGCCGAGCUCUACCUGGCUGCGCACGGGUCGCGUCUCAAGAAGGGUGCGCGCCGCGGUCGCCGGGGUCGUCCCCCUGCGCUGCUGGCCUCCGCGCUCGGCCUGGGGAGCUGCGUGCCCUGGGGCGCAGGGCGGUUGCGGCGCGGCCAGGGCCCGGAGCCGGACUCGCCCUUCCGCCGCAGCCCGCCCCGCGGCCCCGCCUCCCCCCAGCGCUGACCUCAGUACCCCGGACCCCUGGCCUCCUGGGACAGGCGGUCUCCAGGUGCGGGAGGACGGACAGACGGACGGACGGAUCCAGGUGUUGGCUAGAUGGACGGCGUCACCUACGCGGAGGAGACAGCGGGGUCCGUGGGAGCCCUGAAAGUGACACUGAGGACAGCGUUUCUGAUUCUCCUAAUCAGUUUGUUACCUGUUCACAGCCGGAGGGAGAUGUUCAGGAUGAGGUGUUAGUCACCUGCUCAGCUAGCAACCCUCCCCAACGCCUCUCUAAGAUGGUUCUGCCCGGGAUGGAGCCAGCUCCUCAGAGCCUCCGCUCUAUGGGUCUGGACCGACUUCUGCAUUCCUCACCUUCUCUGGAUACCACGCCUUCAGGAAGACUUCCAGGACUGACUGUACCCAGUCUCAGCGCCUUCCUCUCAGGAGCCCUUACAGUGGCAAGGACUGGGUCCUGGGAACUUGCUGUACUCUGAAAUGCUUUUCAUACACUGUCUUUGACUUUGCUUAUACAGACCUGAGAUGCUCUCAGAUUAGCCGAGAAUGCAGCAAACAUUGCCAGGGUGACCAAGAGAAGAAGUUCUUCUUAAAGAUAGACUCCUCAUUCUGACACAAGUCACAGUGUAGCUGGAGUCCCCAUCCCCUUGUCCAGCAGAUCCAGGAGGCCUCCUUGAGGCAAAUCACUGCUGUAGGAAACUCCCAUUUCCCCAUACCGGCUGUCCUUGUCCUCCCCCUGUGAGUGAAGACAUGCAGGUCGCUCCUUCAGACAAUCAGCUGCUGCCUCCCAGGGGGACACUUCUCAGGAUGAGGUGGUGGCAACAUCAAACUUCCAAAGCCAAGUUACAUGCACAAAGGAAACCCACUUCUUCACGAAUCCUGACAGAGCGAAGGAUGCACAUUAACUCACACACUGCCCAGAACACAUAGGCGUCUGUAACGUGGCUGUAUAUUGACUCAGUUCCCAACUAUAUAUAUGCAGGAAGAAUAAAUCUAAAAAACAA